UAAGCCAAGAAAGUGUCUGUGGGAGGUGAGUGUCUGCGUGCUAGCUUUCGAUCAUGGCGUCCAGGUUGUUGUGGGCUCGCGGAGCCGCCUCCUACCUGAGGAUCUCUACCUUCCAUAGGGGCUUCUCCACUGUUAUUAAGGAUCUGAAAUAUGCUGAUACACACGAGUGGGUUAAAGUUGAUGGCUCUUCUGCAACAGUAGGAAUCACUGACCAUGCUCAGGAUCACUUAGGUGAUGUUGUAUAUGUUGAAUUGCCAGAAGUUGGUGCCUCUGUUGUGCAGGGAAAGAACUUUGGUGCAGUUGAGAGUGUCAAGGCAACCAGUGAUGUCAAUUCUCCUGUUUCCGGGGAAGUGGUUGAAGUCAACACUGAACUAAGUGGUUCACCAGGAUUGGUCAAUGCGAGGCCAUACGAGAAUGGCUGGAUUAUAAAGGUCAAAAUGAGUGAUACAGGUGAGUUGAAUUCAUUGAUGGACUCCGAGGGAUACUCCAAAUUCUGUGAGGAAGAAGAUGCCAAGCAUUGAAGGAUGUGUUGAAUUUUUCUGGAUCACACUCAUGUUUCCAUGUAUCUGAAGGCUCGUUUGCCUCACCACUGCAUUUCACUUCCCAGAAUAAGCAGUAAUUUUGCCUUUGAGAUCUGUAAGACAAUACUUAGUCUUUUUGUGUUUGUGUGCACUCUAUCCUCUGAUCUCCCUUCAAGAAAAAUUGAAUGCAAAGUUGUGUUCGAGCUGCAUGA
This is a messenger RNA of Musa acuminata subsp. malaccensis (wild Malaysian banana), 733 nucleotides long. RefSeq names its product glycine cleavage system H protein 2, mitochondrial. NCBI's taxonomy places the organism in Eukaryota, Viridiplantae, Streptophyta, Magnoliopsida, Zingiberales, Musaceae. Gene Ontology annotation, biological process: glycine decarboxylation via glycine cleavage system; protein lipoylation. Gene Ontology annotation, cellular component: cytoplasm; mitochondrion; glycine cleavage complex. The record is from RefSeq and is a predicted model, not a curated record.